Messenger RNA from Dermatophagoides farinae (American house dust mite), 6459 nucleotides. The record is from RefSeq and is a predicted model, not a curated record. Lineage: Eukaryota; Metazoa; Arthropoda; Arachnida; Sarcoptiformes; Pyroglyphidae.
GUUACAGAAUAAUCAAUCAUCAAGAUUCCAUCCAAUCACAACACAAUCAUCAAACAACACACCAUCAUUACCAACACCAGCAGCGAAUCCGAUGCUUAUACAACCAAAUGCCUUUAAUGGAUCAACGAUUACCGCAACAGCAACAGCACAACAACAGCAGAUUGAUCCAACAAAAUUGACACCACCGAUACGAUUAACAAAACCAUCAUGGCCAACGAUAAUAUCAAGUAGUAGCAGUGGUGGUGGUGCUGGUGGACAACAACCAACAUCGAAUAAACCGCCAUCAACACCGUCGCAGCCAUCAACCUCGCCACAACCACAAUCACCACAGCCAUCAUUGAUCAAAAGGCCUAGUGGUGCUGGUAAUGAUUCAAUAACCGUAACAAUUGUACCUCAAACACAAACCUCAGCCUCAGCCACAACUACUACUGCGGUUCCUGGAACACCAGCUACCGCAACAUCAACAUCAGCAGCUGCAGCUAAACAACAACCAAAACGAAUUGUCCGUAAAGUGCCAAAAGUGCCGGAAAAAGCUGAACGUGUUCUUUAUUGUCUUCGUCUUAAGAAUCCAAUACGUCGGCUUUGUAUCAAUAUUGUUGAAUGGAAGCCAUUCGAAUGGCUUAUUCUAGUGACCAUUUGUUUGAAUUGUAUUGCAUUAGGUGUUUAUACACCAUAUCCUGGUGGUGAUUCCAAUGAUACAAAUUUGGUUCUAGAAAAAAUUGAAUACGUUUUUCUUGUGAUUUUCACAUUGGAAUGUAUAAUGAAAAUAUUGGCCUAUGGUUUCAUUGCACAUCAAAGUGCCUAUCUACGUAGCGCUUGGAAUCUAUUAGAUUUCAUUAUUGUCGUUAUUGGUCUAAUAUCGACCGUAGUGCAACAGAUUUCGGCCGAAGGUAUCGAUGUUAAAGCAUUACGUGCAUUUCGUGUUUUACGUCCACUACGUCUUGUAUCAGGUGUGCCAAGUCUACAAGUUGUGCUCAAUUCAAUCAUCAAAGCAAUGGUGCCUUUAUUACAUAUUGCAUUACUUGUGAUAUUUGUUAUCGUUAUCUAUGCCAUUAUUGGUCUGGAAUUAUUUGUUGGCCGUAUGCAUCGUACUUGUUUCAAUAAUAUUACCAAUGAAAUGAUGAAAGAACCAAUGCUUUGUGGUGGUGAAUAUCAAUGCCACGAUAUUGAUGAAUCACCGGAUCCAUAUGUUUGCCGUGAAUAUUAUGAAGGACCAAAUGAUGGUAUUACAAAUUUCGAUAAUUUUGGCCUAGCAAUGUUGACAGUAUUUCAAUGUGUCACCAAUGAAGGUUGGACCGAUGUUCUUUACUAUAUCAACGAUUCCGUCGGAAAUUCGUGGCCUUGGAUUUAUUUUAUUAGUCUGAUUAUAUUGGGUUCAUUUUUUGUUAUGAAUCUUGUUUUGGGUGUUUUAAGCGGUGAAUUUUCAAAAGAAAGAGAAAAAGCUAAAGCACGUGGUGAUUUUCAUAAAUUGAGAGAAAAACAACAAAUUGAAGAAGAUUUACGUGGUUAUUUGGAUUGGAUUACACAAGCUGAAGAUAUUGAUCCAGAUGAUAAAGAUACCGUUGGUGGUGGUGGUGGUGGUGGCAGCGGUGGUGUUGGUGGCGGUGUUGGUGGUAAUCGUGGCCGUGAACGUGGACAAAACAAUGAAGAAAACGAGAUUGAAUGUGAUGAUGAUGAUAAUGGAAACCAGGAAAAGCAACCAUCAUAUUGGACAAUGAAAAAAAUGCAAUUAUCACGCAUUAAUCGUCGUAUGCGUCGUGCUUGUCGUAAGAUAUGUAAAUCACAAGCAUUAUAUUGGACAAUAAUUGUGUUAGUAUUUUUGAAUACAUUAACAUUGGCAUCCGAACAUUAUAAUCAACCACAAUGGUUAGACGAUUUUCAAGAAGUGGCCAAUGUUGUUUUUGUUACAUUAUUCUUGUUGGAAAUGUUAUUGAAAAUGUAUUCAUUAGGAUUGAAAGGUUAUUUUUUCUCACUAUUCAAUCGUUUUGAUUGUUUUGUUGUUAUCAGUUCAAUUAUUGAAUCAAUAUUAACAUAUUCAGACGUAAUGCCACCAUUGGGUGUAUCUGUAUUACGUUGUGUACGUUUACUAAGAAUCUUCAAAGUGACCAAAUAUUGGUUAUCAUUACGAAAUCUGGUUGCAUCAUUAAUCAAUUCAAUGCGUGCAAUUGCCUCAUUAUUAUUGCUAUUAUUCUUAUUUAUUGUGAUUUUUUCAUUGCUUGGAAUGCAAGUUUUUGGUGGAAAAUUUAAUUUUCCCGAACAAAAACCACGACAUAAUUUCGAUUCAUUUUGGCAAUCAUUAUUAACGGUAUUUCAAAUAUUGACCGGUGAAGAUUGGAAUGUGGUCAUGUAUGAUGGUAUCAAAGCGUAUGGCGGUGUUUCCAAACCCGGCAUUUUGGCCUGUGUUUAUUUUAUCAUUUUAUUCAUUUGCGGCAAUUAUAUUUUGCUCAACGUUUUCUUGGCCAUUGCUGUGGAUAAUUUGGCUGAUGCUGAAAGUUUAACAAUAGAAAAAGAGGAUGAAGAAUUGGAAGAAGAAGAAGAUGGAAUGUUGAUGAUGACACCAGAAGCUAUUGAAGAACAGCGAAGAUUGAAAAAAUUACAACGGCGACGGCGACGACGACGUCGUAGAAGACGAUUAAAAAAAUUACAAAUGUUACAACAACAACAACAACAAAAAGAAACAACUAAUGAAGAGCUUAGUGGUAAAUCAUUAGAUUUAGAAAUAUCAUCAUCCAACAAAAUGAUGAUUAAUGAUCCAAAAUCUGAAAAUAAUAAUGUCAAUGAUGAUCAAGAUGAAGAUUAUGGUGCUGAUGAUGAUGAUGACGAUGAAGAUGAUGAUGAAAUGGAUGAUGAAGAUGAAGAUGAUGUUGAUGAAAAUGACGAAGAUGAAGAAAUAGAAAUUGGUGCAAAUCUUGUUGGUGAAGGUGAAAUUGACGAAGAUGAUGAUGAUGAUGAUAAACAAGAUAAUGGAAUGAAAAUUGUUGUUGGUGCAUUACCUAAACGUCUUUCGGAGGUGAAUAUAACGAAAAAAAUACCACCGAUACCGAAAUCACGGUCGUUUUUUAUAUUUUCACAUACAAAUAGAUUCCGUGUUGCCUGUCAUCGAUUUAUAAAUCAUAAUUAUUUUGGUAAUGUUGUUCUCAUGUGUAUUAUAAUCAGUAGCACAAUGUUGGCAGCUGAAGAUCCAUUGAAUGCCUUUUCUUAUCGUAAUAUUAUUUUAAAUUAUUUUGAUUAUUUUUUCACCACAAUAUUCACCAUUGAAAUAUCGCUCAAGACAAUCGCUUAUGGUGUUAUAUUGCAUAAAGGAAGUUUUUGUCGUAGCUAUUUCAAUUUGCUUGAUAUUCUUGUCGUCUGUUGUUCAUUGAUUUCGUUCUUUUUUUCCAAUGGUACAUUUUCUGUAAUCAAAAUUCUUCGUGUAUUACGUGUGCUAAGACCAUUGCGUGCAAUAAAUCGUGCUAAAGGUCUCAAGCAUGUCGUAUCCUGUGUAAUUGUGGCCAUUAAAACCAUUGGUAAUAUCAUGUUGGUGACAUUCUUGCUCAAUUUUAUGUUUGCUGCAAUUGGCUGUCAGUUAUUCAAGCUUGUUGUCAAAUCAGUAUUGGUUGCUAUUAAAAUGAUUGGACAAAUUUUGAUGGUUACAUAUCUACUACAAUUCAUGUUUGCCGUUGUUGCCGUGCAAUUAUUCAAGGGAACACUAUUUGAAUGUACGGAUAUAUCGAAAAGUGUUGAAGAAGAAUGCCAAGGAUAUUUCAUUUCAUAUGAUGAUGAAGGCAAUCCCGAAAUAUCGGAACGUAAAUGGGAUAGAAAUAAAUUUCAUUUUGAUGAUAUCGGUGCAGCAAUGUUAACACUUUGUACUGUAUCAACAUUUGAAGGAUGGCCAGAUCUAUUACAUCGAUCUAUUGAUUCACAUGCAGAAAAUUAUGGUCCUGUUUAUAAUAAUCGUCCAUAUGUGGCCAUAUUUUAUAUAAUUUACAUUAUUGUCAUUGCAUUUUUUAUGGUCAAUAUUUUUGUCGGUUUCGUUAUCGUUACUUUCCAGAAUGAAGGUGAACAGGAAUAUAAAAAUUGUGAAUUGGAUAAAAAUCAACGAAAUUGUAUUGAAUUUGCAUUGAAAGCUCGUCCUGUACGGCGUUAUAUACCAAAAGCACGUGUCCAAUAUAAAGUAUGGUGGCUAGUGACAUCACAUUAUUUUGAAUAUCUAAUAUUUGCAAUGAUUUUACUCAAUACAAUUACAUUGGCAAUGCGGUAUAAUAAUCAACCAGAAUCAUAUUCAUACGUGCUUAAUGUAUUGAAUAUAAUUUUUACUGCAUUAUUUACAGUGGAAUUUGUAUUGAAAUUAUUUGCUUUCCGUUUUAAGAAUUAUUUCGGUGAUCCCUGGAAUUGUUUCGAUUUUUUUAUCGUAUUGGGCAGUUUAAUCGAUAUUGUUUUCGAACAAAUCAAUCCACAUGAAUCCAAAGGAAAAGCCACUGUUCGACCAACAUUUUUACGACUAUUUCGUGUAAUGCGUCUAGUAAAAUUAUUAAGCCGUGGUGAAGGCAUCAGAACAUUGUUGUGGACAUUUUUGAAAUCAUUUCAGGCCCUACCAUAUGUUGCAUUGCUGAUAUUAAUGUUAUUCUUCAUUUAUGCUGUGAUUGGAAUGCAAGUUUUUGGAAAAAUUGGCCUAGAUGAUGAAACCAGUAUAACAAGAAAUAAUAAUUUUCAAACAUUUUUUCAAGCCAUUUUGGUACUAUUUCGUUCGGCUACUGGUGAAGCAUGGCAAGAAAUAAUGAUGGAUUGUGCCGAUACACGUGAUGUACGAUGUGAUCCACUGUCAGAUGAAGGAUCUAAAGAUCGUAAUGCAAAUUGUGGUUCAAUGUUGGCCAUACCGUAUUUUAUUUCAUUUUAUAUAUUGUGUUCAUUUUUGAUUAUCAAUCUUUUUGUUGCUGUUAUUAUGGAUAAUUUUGAUUAUCUAACACGUGAUUGGUCAAUACUUGGUCCACAUCAUUUGGAUGAAUUUGUACGGCUAUGGUCGGAAUAUGAUCCUGAUGCUAAAGGACGUAUCAAACAUUUGGAUGUUGUUACAUUGUUACGUAAAAUAUCACCACCACUUGGUUUUGGAAAACUUUGUCCACAUAGAGUUGCCUGUAAACGAUUAGUAUCGAUGAAUAUGCCAUUGAAUAGUGAUGGUACCGUUAUGUUUAAUGCAACAUUAUUUGCCAUCGUACGUACAGCGUUGAAAAUUAAAACCGAUGGCAAUAUUGACGAAGCAAAUGAAGAAUUGCGUGCUGUUAUACGCAAAAUAUGGAAACGUACUAGUCCAAAAUUAUUGGAUCAAGUUGUACCACCGGCAACGGAUGAUGAAGUUACUGUGGGGAAAUUUUAUGCCACCUUUUUGAUACAGGAUUAUUUUCGUCGUUUCAAGAAAAAGAAAGAAGAACGUGAACGUAUGAAUAAUCGUGAUCUCGAAGAUACGGUAGCAUUACAGGCUGGUUUGCGUAGCUUACAUGAAUUUGGCCCAGAAAUUCGUCGUGCCGUAUCCGGUAAUUUGGAUGAAGAUAACUUUGAAAACGGACCAGAUUGGGAACCAAUGCAUCGUCGUAAUCAUACAUUAUUCGGUAAUGUAUGGUCACAAUUAUCGACGGUGAAAUUACGUAAAGCACCGGCCACAUUUCAUCAAAGCGACGGUAAAGAUGAUCAUGAAUUUGUUUUUUCACGAGUUCAAUCAGGUCGACAACCACGUAAUAAUGAUAAUGGCCGUAAUAACAGCAAUAGGCAACCAUUACAACGAACAAAUAGUGGUGGUGGCAAACCAUCCGGUGCUGCUGAUGCAUUAGUUGAUCGUAUAUUACGUGAAGAAGGAUUGGGUAAAUAUUUGGAUUCGGCAGUGAUUCGUGCUGCACAACAAGAGCUAGCUGAAGCUUGUGAUUUAACACCUGAAGAAAUGGAUCGUGCUGCACAACGUCUAUUACAAUUGGAACAAAGAGCACGUAAUAAUGCUGCUAGUAGUGGUGGUGCCGGUAGCGGUGGUGGCAAUCAAAAUGCAAAUCAACAACAUCGUCAUUGAAUCAUUUUUUGUUGCCUUUUUUUCUUGAUUACCAAGAAAAAACAAACGAGCUCUGUGAUAAUUGUGAAAACAAAAAAAAAAUCUGAAUUGAAACUACAACUAUUCAGUACAAAAUACUGAUGAUGAUGAUGAUGAUGAUGAUUAAAUUAUGAGUCAAAUUUGUUAUCUUUCUUUAUUAUUGUUUGACCCAAAAUAACCAAAAAAAAAAAAAAAAAAUCUGAAAUGAAUCAUUGCGUUAUUAUUGACUUCCGUUGUUGUUGUUGUUAUUGUUAUUGUGAAAAAAAUGAAAUAAAAUUUAUGUCAUCAUCAUCAUCAUCAUCAUCAUCGUUAUAUUUUUUUUCGGUCAAAAUGACAACAAAAAGCAAAAAUCUAGAGCUGAAGAAUUGAAAUACCAAAAAAAAAAAAAAAAAAAAAAAUUGUAUCUC